Molecule: messenger RNA, 3775 nt
Organism: Austrofundulus limnaeus
Lineage: Eukaryota; Metazoa; Chordata; Actinopteri; Cyprinodontiformes; Rivulidae
Gene: ppp1r26
Product: protein phosphatase 1, regulatory subunit 26
Biological process (GO): negative regulation of phosphatase activity
Molecular function (GO): protein phosphatase inhibitor activity
Source: RefSeq, a predicted model, not a curated record
CCUGCCGGUAGUCGGAGCGGAGGAGGGGGACUCGGCACAGACGGCUUCGGGCUCAGAGGGAGCCGCUGACGGACACAGAAACAUCACCUCCCCGGUGGAUUUAAUCACCGGGGGAUUUAUUCAGAAACCAACCUGAGAAGCUGUUUGGGUUCAUAUCCAGGUUAAAGAAUGUCAUGACUGUCGGAGGCAGCGGCUCUCUGACGUUUGAGGAGCUCCAAACUUCAGUAGGAUGUACCUGAUGAACGUAUCUCCUGUCGCAGCGACACAGGCUGAGUGGAGAAGAUGUGGUCCACCUGGAAGCUACAGCCUUCCAGUUUGCUUCAAUGACUCAGACUCAGAGCUGUCAACCAGAGCAACACCUAUCUCUAACAAGGUCCAGAUGAUCAUAGAGAGCCUGAGGAGCACCCAGUCCUCACUCGAGAUGAGCGACGAGAUCCAGGGACAAGAGUGCCAUACCCAUGCCUUCAAGUCUCCUGUGGGCUCUUCUAAAAACCCCACAGAAAACCCACAGACCCAUUUUUCUUCCACAAACCACAAUGAGAGCAGUGGCUCAGACAGUGAUGACUCAGUGGAUAGAGGAAUCGAAGAAGCAAUACUCGAGUACUUGAAAGAAAAAGACGGUCACAAACACAAGACUGAACACGGAUCCGCUUUUCUUCAAACUUCCAAACUCCCAAGCAAAACCUCUCCGUUUCCAGAUGUUGCCAAACACAGCUCGAACAGCAGCACUUCCCUGAUUUCCAUGAGUCACUUUCCAACGAGAGCCCAAGCUGAGGCUCCGACAGCGGCAGCAGCUACUGGACCUUUAAAAAAGUACAUCAAAAACAAAGCUUCCAGAGAUGAGAACUUUGAUCUGAAUCAAAGUUUGGUAAGUUCAAAGAGCUGCUCUGAACCAACCAGCCUCUUCAACAAAACACCGUUCUUGGUGAAAGAGGAGGAAGACUCUGAUGAUUCCAGCAGUGACGAUGGAAUUGAAGAGGCCAUCCAGAGAUAUCAGUUGGAGAAACAAGAGCAGCUAAACAGGCAGGAAACCUUAAAUCUGCAUCCGUUCCACUGCGAGUCAGACUCGACGAGUGAUGAUGGGAUCGAAGAAGCUAUUCGCUCCUACCAGCUGGAGCAACUUCGAGAGAAGAGCGGCCAGAAAACAUUUCUGCACACGCAGACACCUUCCAACAGGUCUCCAAUGCACACUACGAGCUCAGAAAACAGGAAGAGACACAAACUGAAAAGAAAAAGGGUCCGAACAGAGAACCAAACUUGUUCACCUGAAGGUAAACCCAGGUCUUCACUUCCAGACUUUCCAAUGCACAAAGGUCAGCCGGUCUCUGCUCCUCCCAAAGUUAACACAUCAGCUGAACUAAUGUGUGCUGAAGCCAUUCUGGACAUUUCUAAAACUGUUCUGCCCGGGCCCUUCCAUCAGGGGAUUGGACUGAGCAGUCAAGGUCCGCCUGACCUUCCCCUUCAGCCUUCUCUUCCCAACACCCGGACACAUGAAGACAGCAGUUCCGUUGAUAGUGAGGAUGGAAUCGAGCAAGAAAUCAGGAAAUUUCUGGAGCAAAAGGCCCAAAUGCAUAAACAGCCAGCCAACGCUCAAGAACCGAAAGAGGUUUCUGUCCCAAAGAAACCACAAAAAUUAUCUUUAACACAGAGAAGAAGACUGAAGGACAAGAGUCUUUGUGUCUCCAACAUGUCAGGAACAGAUGACAAAGAGACAGACCAUAAUUCUGAGAGAACUGUUCAGAGAAGUCCAACCCAAACGACUACAGCGUCUUCGAGAAGUCCAACCCGACCGACCACAGCAUCACACCAGUCAGAGCGAAGCGGAGACAAAAGCAGCUCCCUGGACAGCGAUGAAGACCUCGACACUGCCAUAAAAGAUCUGCUCAAGACAAAAAAGAAGUCCAAGAAAAAGCUCAGAGACGUGAAGAAGAAACCCAGGACGUGCCUCGGAGUCCAAGAGCCACUUUCCGGAAACGCUGUGCCCACCAAAAAGUUCAAACUCGACCCUGUUUCCAAAUGUAGUGCUUUGAAAAGAGUCCACAAGGAUAAAGACAAGGAUGGACUGAAUAACAAGACCGUGUCACAACCAAAGCCAAGUGAGGACGGUGGAGACAGCCAGUCGCUGCUCUCUGCUCAGAUAAACAACGACAGCAGCUCUGUGGACAGUGAUGACAGCAUCGAGGAGGAGAUCCAAAGGUUUCUGGCUGAGAAGGCCAAAGUGUCCUCUGCGGACAAACUGAAAGAUGGACAUAUGUGCAGGAACGGGACAGUCCUAGUUCAACAUGGACACACGAAACCUGAAGAUGUUAAGAAGGAAGCUCAGCUGGCUGAGAUUCUUUCAGAUCCAAAAGGUCGUUUGCCUGCAUGUCCAAGCGGUCCAGCUGAAGAUCAGAUCCCCCGCAGGCUGUCAGACCUCUCUCCUUCUAGCCAACAGUCCUGCAGUCCCAGUCUUUUGGAACCAGCAGACGGAGCGGGGUCAGCCAGAAACCAGCAAAGGGGACCUAACACUGAUGGAGACCGUGCCGCCCGCUCUCAGUCUGAGAGAAGUGGACCACCUUUGAGUUCUAUCUCUGCUCCGUCCCAGGCAGAGUCCAUCAAGUGGCGCCAGAGUCUAGGUCUCCCCCCGUUAUCUGACAAACGGACCCCCACCCGGACUAAGUUUCAUAUCACCUCUUCAGGGAACCGAGAGGCCGCCUCAGAGACCGCUUCAAAUCAGAACACGGACCCCAAAGUACAGGCUCUGGCCGAUGCGUGGUUUUCCCCGAGGGCCAGCUCGGCUUCGUUCUCCUGCUCCUCAGAGACGCCUGCACAUGCCACACUCAGACCUCCGGUUCUGAAGUUCUGUUCUGCUGCCCGGCAGAACUCACACGUGACCUUUCCACUGAGCCUUAGACCCGGACACAACUCCCCGUUCUCUUUAGCGGAGGACAGAGCCAGCAUGGUCCAUGUGCCCAAAGACAAGAGUGUGUUUGUAGAACUAGAGUCUAACAGGACCAACCAUGUCCAGGUCCAGAGCAGGACUAAUCAGGUCCAGAGCAAGACCAACCAUGUCCAGGUCCAGAGCAGGACUAAUCAGGUCCAGAGCAGGGACAGGAUUGAGGGGAAGGAGAGGUGCAGGAGUGAAGAAGAGGUGCAAGAAGACAGGAAGGAUGAAGAGUUUGUCGAUGAAUCAGAUUGUGAGCCAGACAGCAGAACAGAGCCAGAACAGAAGCAGGGCUUUUCCAGUGUAUGAACCCUCCUGAGUCCUGCAGCACUUUGGAUGAUGUCAAAAGAAAGCUUCAGUUUGUUUCAGCCAGCAGGAAGGACAAACACAUCUAGAUCUUUUCCAGGCAACACUUUGUUUCAUGUUGGAGUAACUGUGAUCUGAUCUAAUUUUACUUUUUUGAUUUUGUUUAAAUAAAGUUCGUUGAAAGUUUGGAUGUUAACAUUUGAUGAUGGAAAUGUUUACCUUUUUUAUUUUGACUGUGCAGCUGCAGUUUUUCUUUUGAUAAGUUCAAGUAGGCCCUAGUUUGUAAAACAUUCAGUGAAGAAAACGUUUAUUGGGUUGUUUAUUAUUAUUAAGUUUUGUCACUGUGCUUUGACAUGGACCUUAGCAAUUUUCAGUAUUGCUAGAUUAAUUUCUAUUUUAUUAUUUGUGUUCUUUUUUUCUUGAUUCACAAGUCACAGGGUAAAUGUUUUGUUGGAUAUUUAUUUUUUUCUGUUUGUUUCAACUGUUGUUGACUCAUUAAAAAAUGUCGUGACUCGUGUUUCAAUAAAGUUGUUGAAUUCAAAUCAA